AUGAGAUGCCUUGUCCACAAAUCCUCCAAAUGCGCGUUCCUCAUCUACUUCAGGGUAGCCUUGAAGCACUUCAUAAAGAUGGAAGCUGAUCAACCUUCAAGGCAAGAGAUUCAAGUUGUCUUCAAGAAGUUGAGGGGUCUUUCGUCAAACAAGUCGAACUUCUUCAAUCAGCAUGGCUGCAGUACCACUGAUGCCCAACAGAAAUAUAACUCGCGAGCUGCCCAGUUGUAUCGGGAGAAGCUACAUCAUGCUGCAAUCCAAGCUAUGCGCUUGCAUGGAACCAAGUUGCAUUUGGAUGAUGGAGAGUCCAGUCAGUCUCAUUCUCCUAGUCCCAGCAGCAAGGAAAAGGACUUCUUUGAAGAGCAUUCUGAAUUUCAACCUAAACAUAAGUCGGCCUUUGAUAGACAUGAGAAAGGCAAGGACCAUCAGGAAUCCCACAAAGGAAUUAAGCUCCACAAGGAUUUCACUAAGGCCACAGAGCAUGCCCUUGAAAAGUCAAUAGAUAAUCACCUUGUCAUGUUGAGAACAACCUACUGGCUGGCAAAGGGAAAUGUUGCCACCAGCAAGUUUUCCUCUUUGAUUGCACUCCAGGAGUCAGAACUAGAGAUGAAGGGAGUGAAACCUGCAAAUGGAGCCAUGCAGAUGAUGGGAGAAGGUGGAGAUGGCCCUCACUUGACUAGUGGUUCACCCUCCUCCGCCAUGGGAGGAUCUUCUCGAAAAAACAUCCUUGGAGGGAAGAAGAAACCUGGAGGACAGGGACUGGGUGGGAAGCGGGGGCUGGGAGCACAGCGAGUGGCUACUGACUUUGAUGAAGUGCAGAAGCGAGCUGAGAUGCUUGAGGAGAAAGGUGAAGAAGAUAAAAAGCGAGUGCAGGAAGCUGUCAAGGAGGCUGAGGAUGAUCAGAUUCAUAAGUUGGCAUCCAUGCGACUGGCAUAUGAGACCCUGAGCAUGGAACAAGACAAGCAGAAAGCCAAGAUGGACCCAAAGAAAGCAGAACAGGCUGAACGGCUUGGCAUGGGUCUUGGAUUCCGCAGUGGUGGAGUGAGCCAUUCAGCAAUGACAGACAUGAAGACGAUUGAUCAGGAUGUGCCAACACAGGCAGUGACUGAAGGGAAAUCACGAAUUCUUGAGGACACACUUUGGAGCCCCCGCACUCAGACCGAGGAGGAAGAUGACUUUGUGAUUUUAUCCAGCACUGGUGCCACUUCUGCCCUUCCAUAUGCAUCAAAAACAAGUGAAAAACCUAAGUCCAGCUGGGAAAAGGAUCUUGAGGAGCGGGCAGAACGGGAAAGAAAUGCUGGCUCAUCUAGGCGAAGUGAACCAAUCACACCUGCUGGGGAAGGUGAUGCUGUGAAAAAAUUUGCCAAUGCCAAAUCCAUCUCAUCGGACCAAUUCUUUGGGAACUCCCGUGACCCAUCAGAGACGUCAGCCACUUCUCGUUUCUCAGGACAGUCUGCCAUCAGCUCAGAUGAUUACUUUGGCCGAGAGACCAAGGCUAAAGGUGGUUCAUCAUCUCCUGGGUUCAACAUAAAUGCACCAGAUUUGGAUGAUGUGAAGGAGAGUGUGCGUGCUGGGGUCACACGUGUUGCUGGCAGGCUUAGCACUAUGGCCAAUACUGUCAUGUCCCAGUUGCAGGUGAGCUGA
Darwinula stevensoni is the source of this 1644-nucleotide messenger RNA. The record is from the annotation of a GenBank genome assembly. Lineage: Eukaryota; Metazoa; Arthropoda; Ostracoda; Podocopida; Darwinulidae.